AAUUUUCGUCGGUAUAAACGAAAAGGCCUAUGCUGGCGUGUGUCCCUUCUAGCCCCACUACGGAACACUUGUCUGAAUGGGGGUUUCCAACCAACAUGGAGCCGCACAUUUAAACAGUCUUAACCUAUCUUGACGAACGACAGUGCGCCGACUGUACUUGCCAAUACGGACUACACGCGUGCGGGAUUUAGUUUGUUUACAUUUAAAACGAAACUGAAUAUUUAUGAAAAUUUUCGUGAUAUGACUAAAAAUUAGAGUUUUGUAUGUGCGGAACAGUGAAAUUAGUGAAUGUAGAAGUGGAAAAUAAUGCGAAAAUGAAUUUUAAACAUAGAAAAUGUUUGCAGACAUUGUGUUGUGCUGUUUUAUUAGCUUAUAGUACUCUUCUAUUGUAUCAAAUUAUAGGGGAUGGAAACGCAGACGUUCAGAAUAAGAUAUCUGUCAAUGAACAAAUGGAUCCUAAACUGUAUUACCACGACCGAAACCUCGCGGAAGACCGAUCUCAAGUUGAUUACGAACGCCCACAGGAAGUUGUCACUGAAAUACCGACCGCUACCGCUACGGCCAAACCCCCUUCAGCAACUCUUCAAGACAUAUUUAUUAGUGUAAAGACUACGAAAACGUACCAUAAUAAAAGGUUGCCCAUCAUUUUGAAGACAUGGUUUCAACUCGCCAGAAAACAGACAUGGUUCUUCACUGAUACCGAUGAUAUGGAAUUCCAGACGAAAACUAACGGCCACAUGAUCAAUACGAAUUGUUCUUCAUCUCACAGCAGAAAGGCCUUAUGUUGCAAAAUGUCAGUGGAGUUCGAUACCUUUCUAAAAACGGAUAAAAAAUGGUUCUGUCACUUCGAUGAUGAUAAUUACGUUAACGUUCCGAGACUGGUACGAUUCUUAGGGGAUUACAAUCCGAGAGAUGAAUGGUAUUUGGGAAAACCCAGCAUUCAAGCUCCACUUGAAAUAGUGAAAAAAGAGAAAAAAGUUGUGAGAAAAAUAAAAUUUUGGUUCGCGACAGGUGGGGCAGGAUUCUGUCUGAGUAGGGCGUUGGCUGUGAAGAUGAAGCCGUUUGCUAGUGAAGGCAGGUUCAUCAGCACCGGUGAAAGAAUCCGCCUACCUGAUGACGUAACUAUGGGAUACAUAAUUGAACACCUUCUCAAACAGCCGCUCACUGUCAUCGAUCAAUUUCAUUCACAUCUCGAGCCAAUGAAGUUUAUCAGAAGAGAUAUGAUCGAGGAUCAGAUAUCAUUUAGCUACGCCAAAUCUAAAGAUGAGUGGAAUGUAGUCAGAAUUGAUGGAUUCAGCGAAAGCGAAGAUCAAUAUAGGUUCUUGUCUCUUCAUUGUUUUCUCUUCCCGUACUUCAGCUUUUGUCCAAGACGGAGGUAAAAAUGAAAGACAAUUAUAUAGGGUGGACUUCUAAACUAAAAAAAUGCGAUAUUGGAUAAAAAUAUUUGUUCAUCAAAUGUAAGUUUGUAAACACUAAAGAAGGAUUCAUUCAUUUUAUUAUUCCAAUUAACAUAAAAAAGUAAAACAUCUUGCGAAAAUGGAGAUUUACACGAUAGAAAUCUGUUGACAUUCUUCGUCAACGAAGCUGCUGUAUAAAAAAAUUUCGUCGUUUUUUAAUAUAAUAGAAACAAAUUGUUUUUCAAAAUUCAUCUAGUGAGUGACAAAAAUUUGUUUACGUUAAACAAUAACUUGAUGAACGUCAAAAUGAAACCCAAACAUCAAAAAAUAAGUUAGAUAGACCUAAAAACGAAAACAUAUAUUCAUACUAACACAUCAUAAUACAGAAUUUUCAAACACAAAGUCAAGCGGUUUCAAAACAAAGUCGAAAGACUUCUUUCUUAGCUUCCAGAUUACAAAUUUACUGUCAUUUUCUUUGUGUCAUAUUUACAGUUCACCAUAAAGCACAUUGUUUUGUAGCUCAUAUAAUUAUAAUGCCCUUCAUUCAUCACUUCUUCAACUUCAACAAAAGUUUCUGGAUUGCUUGAUGUGACGCUUUUUGACUUAAGGAGCUUAUCCCUCUUCCAUUAAUCAUAGAUACUCAUAUUUUGAUGUGCUCUGCAAAACUACUGUGCUGUUUAUUUAUACCUUGUACUAGCUUAGUUCAAAUUCCACUGUCGAGGUGGCCGUUGCAGUCACGCAUGUAUGACUACAACGUGUGUUAUGCAAGAUAACUUUAUCUUAUAAUCAAACAUCGAUCUUCUAAUAAUUCCUAAAAUGUAUUUAUUUUCGGUUGUGGAUGAACCAGCUGCAUCUUCUUUUGUAUAUAACAUUUAUACUAAUGAGACUAUAAUUUCAUUAUUUCAUAUGAUGCUACAGAUUUCCCUAAUUUAUCCUUCAACAUUUCGUUAAUUUCCGUUGAAAUUUAAUCUUUUUAACGCAAAUACUUAAUCUCCGUACGUUGCUCGACACAGUAGUACACAUUGGAAAACAAUUUUGAAAUUGCUAGUUUUUACACAACGAGAAAUUUUUUAUACAAAUUUUAGUGGAAAAUGUCUUACAUUAAGUCACUCUAUAUUUUAUAAAGUGGUUGAAAUUGUAGGAAUUUUAGUCAGUUAGACAGUUAAAAAGAAACCUAUCAUUAUAUUUCAUUUCAAUCAAAUCUUUCAGUCGAUUUAAGAAUAGAACGAACAAGGUGAGUCAGUGAUCGCCUUAUAGAGAUACAGGGUAUCUUCACUUUUUCAACAAAUGUCAUUUUGAAUAUUACGAGGUAUAUCAAUAAAUUUAGUUGUUUAGUUAUUUAGUUAUUAAAAAAAAGGUGUACAGUUGUAAGCACUAAUCAUAGCGUGGCAGAAAUUUUUGUAUGCCUUCUUCAUGGAAGGUUACAGCCUGUAUUUUCAAUUAUGUGGUGACACUUUCUUCGGAAAAAGAGAUGAAAGUAGCUAGGAAUCAGAUCUGGGCCGAUCAAACACGUUUCGGCCAAAUUUCUGUGCAGUUUGAGGUUUCAAUUUUUAAAUGGUUUAGCAGUAAACGUGUGCAUUCAUUGUUUGGUCUCGUAGGGAGAAAUCAAAUCUUUCUGUUGUAAAAAAUGGUGUACAUGAGUUAUAGACGCGUCAAGAUUUACUCAGACUUUGGUUGAGGACGAAGUAUGUAAAAAUUGAAGUGCACUGCUCUUCCGUUGUUUUUUGUGCUAUUCUGUAAAAAUUUUGGUUACCGAAAUUUUAGUUUUUAACAAUUUUAAAAAUUAGUGAUCGUGAAAUAUGCGGGUAUUUAGUAGCAAAAGCACUAAUUGUGAACUUACAGUUUUGCUAUUCAAUUGCGUAGAUGAGUUCUUAAGUCAAGUACUUCAUUGAACUGUCUAAAGCAUCUUCUAAUAAUUUAUUCUCUCAUAUCACUGCGAUAGCAGCGCUAUCGCUGAUGGAAAUAGAAACGGAACUUACAUUAUGGAUAUACCUUGUAUACUGAAAAAAAGCUUGAAAAUAUUGAUUUGGAAUAUUUUGUUUUCAUUUAAACGCAAUAGAUUAGAAUUCCUACAAAUCUAUAUAUUAUAUUAAUGUCUGUGAUGUUGUACAUAUAUUAAAAAAAUACACUUUUAGAUAUAUUAUGUUGAUUUUGUAAUAUUUUUUAGGCUAGUCUAUAUAUGCAAUAUAAAAAUAUAUUAGUCUGCUUAUUUUGAUUUAUUUUGCAAUUAAUAUCAUGUUAUAUCAUGAUAUUCAUGAUGAAUCGUCAUGUAAUUAUCGUACUCAGAUAUGUCAGACAUUUCAAAAUAUCAAAUUACAUCAAGUAUUAUUGCUAUGAUCAGUUUAACACACAUGCCCGAAAAAAUUUUGUUUUGUUUUGUUCCAAUUUCUUUUUGGUUGGUUGAAUAUACGCGGAUGUUCCCAGAAGUACCUAGCCCAUCGAAGAAACUCCCUACACUUUUCCCGGCGAUGUUCAAUAAGUUCCAUAUAUCCUUUUUAUAAUGAGAAUCGUCAAGCUCCUCAGAAUAGCCAUUGACUGUCGAUAUCACCUCUUCAUUGCUGGAAAAUCUUUAACCACCAAGCCAUUUUUUCAAGUCUGGGAACAGAAAAUAAUCCUAGGGGGCUAAAUCUGGCCAAUAGAGUAGCAAUUCAACCUUUAAUUCAAUAAUUUUGGCAAUUGCAAUAACAGAUGUACUUUCUUCUUAGCCAAAUUUGGCCGUUUUUGCAUGAUUUCUUCAUUUGAACAUUACAAUAAGUUCACAUAAUACUAGCUGAUGACAGUUUUUUCUUUUUCAAGAUUUUUCUAGUCAAUGAAAAUUAUCCCACGUGCAUCCGAAAAAUUUCGAGGAUUUCACAUUAUGUUUUACUAAAAAAAGAUAAUAAUGCUGAAAAGCGAUGUCACGCAUUCCCUGCUGUUUUCUACGAUUCGUAGUAGACCAGUUCAACCAAAUUUUUCGUGUGUUUAUCUAAAAAUUCCGGUUUAUAUUCGAACCGCUCUCUUAAUUCAAAACAAAAUAUUGUUUAUAUGUAACCUCUAAAUAUAGAUUACAAUCACAGGCUUCAUUCUUCUUAGAAAAUCGGCGUAAAGAGUGAUUCUUUCAUGUGUUCUAGUAAUGAAAACAUUUUCUUAUACUGUCGCAAUAUCAUAAAAUGUUUCUUCCUUCUGUUUACUUUAAAAUUAUGACGAUAAUAUAACACUUAUUGACGAAUUGAUGUUGUUUAUCAUCAAAAAUGAUGCCACAUGUUAUUUAAAUUUUAUUUCUUUCUUUAUAUCUAUAAUUUUUCUAGUCCAUUACAUCGACAUUUUGAGUGUAACUGACUUUGUACAGUACAAUAUUUUUGUAUAUUUUAUAUUUUUUAAUUGUGAUAUUUUCCAGUUACAACAUCUAGAAAAUUUAAAAAAUAAGUAAUGUAUUUAGCAAAUUUUUUAAAAUUGUGACUAAAUAUCAACAAGUUUAUAUCUGAAAUCAUCGGUAAUGUAAAUUAUUUGCAUAUAGUUUCUUGUAAGCGUUUGUAUACAAACUUCAAUAGAUAAUUUUCACACAAUAUCUUAUACUUUAAAUAUGGUGCAAUGUUAAUACUUUUCUACAUAAUGCAAUUGCUCAAAAACUUCAUUAUACAAUGUAUCCCAGAUAGAUGGAACUACUCUUAUAAGAUGCAAAAAAUUCUCUAUUUCAAUUUUUGUUUUUGGAAGUUUAAGCCUGCUUGUAAGAUUAAUUUCGAACAUAAUUUUUGUUUUGGAAAAUCAAAUUCACGGAAUCGCGGAAACUCUCCAAAAAUCUACUUUUCUGUAAAAAUGUAUGUGGAAAAUAUGAAAUAAAGUUAUUGACUUAUUUUUACUGGUACUUUACAGUACUGAUUAGGGAUAAUUAAAUGAAGGUAUAUCACAUUAAAUGCUAGGCUGUAAGUACUUGUUAUUAUUAUUUCCGAAUGUGUUCUUGAUAUACUAUCCAUUAUUGUAAAGUCUGGUGGUCUAGCAGCUCAACAUCUCACACUCAUUCUCCCAAACCAUCUUCCAUUAAAUUGAUGAUUAAGCUAAUCAGUAAUCCUUGUGUAGAAUGAUCCCAGCAACCGUUAUGUUGGUAGAAAUGGGUUUAUCAAAUAUUUAUAGGAAGGUUGUCAAUGAAUCUUUGCAGAAUUUGUAAGUAAGCAUGAUGUAUCAACGUUCCUUCAAUAAAGAAAGCUUUGAUGAUUCGUAUCUCUUAUAGUGCGGCACACCCAACAUUAACUUUUUUUGAAAAACUGCUUUCAUGCUUCAAUUUCGUAAUAACAAAAUGACCUUCGCUCCAAUAUCGACAGUUUUGGGAAGAUGUAUAAAAACUUCUGUUUCUAGAAUUAGCUCCUCUUAAGACAAACAGAACUUGAUUCGUCACCUUCUACUGAAGUAUGACAAAUUUUGUUUUUGCACGGAAACAUUCUGUUUGCUUUAUAAAUUCUCUGUAAAUGUACUUUACUUUUGUUUGUAAUUUCGCUUCGAUUCCUAAACAACACGUAAUAAUCUGAAUCCAUUGAAUUUAUCUAACUAACGCAUCAGUUCCAUUCUAAAUUUUUGUGUAUUUUUCAAUGUAGUAAGAUCAAACUCCAAGGGCACUUUUGUUCACUGCAGUAUUUGUGAUCAAAAUUUAAAAUGAUAGUGGAUCGUUGAUUUUGAAGUUUGUUAGAAGGAUGUAAAUGUCGAUUCUAAAUAACUUAUCACCAUAAAUAUUACCACAUAAAAGGCAUUUUACUAUCGAAAUACUUAAUUUUUAAAAUCGAAAAUUUAGUUAAAAAGUAGUAUUUAAUCAAACAGAACUGAAUUCGUUCCACUUAUCUGAAGAUAAAGUAUAGAUUUUAUUUAUGAAACACUAUUUUGUAAAAAUAUGUAUACAUUGUAGGGAAAGUAGGGUUAAGGAGAACCGUCUCAUAUAGGAGAAAACUAACCACAUGCGUUUAACAAAAAAACUCUUCAGAAUGGGAUUUGUGUAGAUACGGGGUAUCCUUUAUCGUUGGGACUAAAGUCUCUAAACUUAUUGUUCUCUAGAUCCCAACUUUAACAACUUAUAGUUUUUACUAUAAAAUUUAUCCUGAUACUAUUGUGAGACGCUUUUCCUUACCUCCGUAUAUUCUAUGAAAUUUUUAUAAUUGUUUGUAAAUAAAUUUUUGUUAAAUAA
Messenger RNA from Diorhabda sublineata, 6546 nucleotides. Its product is annotated as fringe glycosyltransferase. Gene Ontology annotation, biological process: regulation of Notch signaling pathway. The coding region runs from base 264 to 1379 and encodes 371 amino acids. Gene Ontology annotation, cellular component: membrane. Lineage: Eukaryota; Metazoa; Arthropoda; Insecta; Coleoptera; Chrysomelidae. The record is from RefSeq and is a predicted model, not a curated record. The transcript has 10 exons. Gene Ontology annotation, molecular function: O-fucosylpeptide 3-beta-N-acetylglucosaminyltransferase activity.